This is a messenger RNA of Mangifera indica (mango), 1904 nucleotides long. RefSeq names its product protein POLLENLESS 3-LIKE 2-like. Bases 154 to 1722 code for a protein of 522 amino acids. The transcript has 4 exons. Gene Ontology annotation, molecular function: protein binding. The record is from RefSeq and is a predicted model, not a curated record. NCBI's taxonomy places the organism in Eukaryota, Viridiplantae, Streptophyta, Magnoliopsida, Sapindales, Anacardiaceae.
AGAAACGGUAACUUCAACGGUCGAAAAUUUUCAAAAAGUUUCCCCUAAAAAGCAUCUCUAAACCACAGCUUUCUUCUUCAUCUUUAAAAUCGCUGAAAUACAAAAAUUCUUAUCUAAUUAGAAAAAAAAGGAAGAAAAAAUUUGGUUUUAAAGAUGUUGCAAGAUAUAUGGAACGCUCCUCCUGGUUUCAGGCCAACCAAAUCGGCUCCUGCAUCGCCGGCGAAGCCUCUGGGGAUGUCCAGAACCCGGUCAGAAUCCUUUCAUGCUAUCCACAAGGUACCAAUAGGCGACAGUCCUUAUGUCAGGGCCAAGAAUGUGCAGUUGGUGGAUAAAGACCCAGAGAAGGCGAUUCCCUUGUUUUGGGCUGCCAUCAAUGCUGGAGAUAGAGUAGAUAGUGCUUUGAAAGAUAUGGCUAUAGUGAUGAAGCAGCAGAAUCGGGCUGAAGAAGCCAUUGAAGCCAUCAAGUCACUGAGAAGUCGUUGUUCGGAUCAAGCACAAGAAUCCCUUGAUAAUAUCCUGUUGGAUCUUUACAAGAGAUGUGGAAGAUUGGACGACCAAAUAGCACUUCUGAGACACAAGCUGUAUUUGAUUCAACAAGGUCUGGCUUUUAAUGGGAAACGUACAAAAACUGCCAGAUCUCAGGGCAAGAAAUUUCAAGUCUCUGUGGAGCAAGAAGCAACUCGAUUGCUGGGGAACUUGGGGUGGGCAAUGAUGCAGCAGAAUAACUACAUUGAAGCAGAAGAAGCAUACCGGCGAGCGCUUAUGAUUGCACCUGAUAACAACAAGAUGUGCAACCUUGGCAUUUGUUUGAUGAAACAAGGGAGAAUUGCUGAGGCCAAAGAAACUUUGCGGCGAGUGAAACCGGCAGUUGCUGAUGGACCUAGAGGGGUUGAUUCUCAUCUUAAGGCCUAUGAAAGAGCACAACAGAUGCUCAAAGACCUUGAGUCUGAGAUGAUGAAUAAAGGAGGCGAUCGGGUUGAACAAAGUCGGCUGUUUGAUGCCUUUCUUGGCUCUUCAUCAAUUUGGCAGCCACAGCCUUGCAAAGAUCAUAUGGCCUUGCCAAUGACAACUGCAAAUAAAGCUCAGGAUGACUUUGCUGAUGGGAAGUCAUGGCAGUCUCAGCCUUCCAAAGAUAGAAAAAUCUUGUCUACAACUAAUGCAAUCAAAACUCAGGAUGAUUUUGCUGAUGAGAACAUUGAUUUGAACACAAUUGUGAAUCAACUGGUCCCUCCUCAGCAGAGAAGUAUUAAACAACUUCCCCCAUAUGGGAACCCAUGGAACAUUGAUGCGCCGCCGUUUUAUUCAUCCAAAUUUUUGAAGGAGCCAAUUGUGAAAGAACCAUUUGGGAAUCAAUUUCAUGAGAAAUUGAAAAGAACAAGGUCAGGAAAUUCUGCUAAUUCUAUGACAGUGAAUGACAUGGGCGAGCACACCAAGCCUUUUGCUGUAGAACCAGAAAAACCUGAAAACAAGACAAGGAGGCUAUCAACUGAAAACAAGACAAGGAGGCUAUCAACUGAAGAAGCAGACAAAAAAUUGACACAGUUUUUGCCAGACAACGAAGACUUUGAAGAGGCUAUUAUUGCUGCAGUUCUAGGUUCAACAACUGAAGCUGGGAAGAGUGAAGAAACUAGCAACAACAAUGCAGUGAUAUUUAAGAGGAAGAUUGACAAGAGACUAAAGGUUUUCCAAGAUAUUACUCUUUCUUUGAGUCCAAAAGCCUGAAUCUGCUAAUAAUUUAGUUUCAUAAUCUUACAUUGGAGAUAAGCUUGUUCUCCUUGACUUCACUUCCUGCAGAAUGGAAGGAGUAUCCACUAAACAUGUAGCAUUUUUUUUUAUUUUUUCUACUACAUAUUUAUGUAUGCCUCAACAAGGCACAUCUCAAUAAAAGAAAAUUAUUGAUCUCA